UGCGCGUCCUCACGUCAGUACCGAUAUGGCAAGAGCUACCGCUACGUCCACUCUACUGAACAAAAUGUGCAGCAUGUUGCGCGUGGUGAGGUUGGCAUCCCUGGUGAUGGUGUGGCAAGUGUUGCCAGCGAAAGGCUUCAACCUGGACACGGAUUACUCGCUGGUCCUGCGCGGUGACAACGGCACAAACUUCGGCUACUCCGUCGCCAUGUGGCACCAGGCACCAGCCAAGUACCAACGGCUUGUGGUGGGGAGUCCUCUCUUCAGCAGUGGCAGCCAUGACAGGGCCAAGGGCGCCGUACACUACUGCCACCACCUGACCGGCAACUGCAGCAGUCACCUGACGUCUACUGAACACUUCAAAGGUCGUGACAUGGAUGUGCUCUUCACUGUUGACCGAGCGCUGCGAGCUGACAUCGGCUUCGGCGAGACACUCGCGACGGCGCCGGCAUCAGACCAGCUGCUGGCGUGCGCACCACGGUACCCAUUCUACCUGCACAUCGAGAACAGGUUUACGGGGAUCUUUGCGCGCGGCGCUUGCGUCAGCCUCGGACAAGAACGACCACAUCUCCUCAUACCCGUCACAGAGAGAACGGAUGAAGCGCGCCGCAUCAAUUUCAUCGGUCGCACUGCCGUCAGCCUUGCAGGCUUCAGCGCUGCUGCAACUCAGAGCGGAAAAUCUUACCUCGGAGGACCGCUGGCGUUCAACGGGCAGGGUGCAAUCUUCUGGGAGUCGUCAGGAGGCUUCUCGAAUUAUCCAGAAGAAAGCAAAGGCACUCAUUUAGACUACAAGAUGGAGUUCUGGGCGGUGAUCGUCGCCAAGAUGGACGGCACCAAAGAGUUCUUGGUCGCGUCUUCACCCAACAAAGACGACAUGAAUGGAGCUGUGAGUAUCUACUCCAUGGCUCAUCGUGAGUUGAGUCCGUGUCGCCCACGCAGCGGCGUGUCCCUCACAGGCGCCGAGUUCAGCGCCAUGUAUGGCUACGCUCUCGCCGCCGGGGACUGGGAUGGUGACGGUGUGGCUGACCUCGCUGUGGGUGCCCCGUAUACCAGCCGAGACACUUCAGCUGAUGCCGGGGCCGUGCAUAUCACGUACGGACCUUUGUCUGAUUCGGUGGGAAGGAGCGACGCCGUCUUGCGCUCUGCUGUGGAGGGCGCACACUUUGGCCUUUCCCUCCUCAACGCCGGGGACCUCGACACCGAUGGACAUGAAGACCUGGUGGUAGGAGCGCCUGAUGAUGGUCACGGCAAAGUCUUCAUCUUCAACGGCAGCCCCGACGGCCUGCGGACAGCAGCCUCACAAAUUUUGAGGGGCGAGAGCGCGCUGUCGACGCGAUCUCUCCAGCCCGCGCGCUUUGGCUUCAGCUUGUCGGGGCGUCAGGACCUCGACGGCAACGGCUGCCCGGACCUCCUGGUGGGGGCCGUGGCUGCCGAUGCGGCUCUCUACGUUAGGAGUGCGCCGGUACUGAAGAUUGUUGGCAGCCUGAAGAUCUCCCCCAGCGUGGUGCAGCUCAGCACCCAUGCCACCGCAAACAACACCUGCAAUCAAACUGUUUCCGGCAAAACGAAGUCCUACACUUGCUUUGAGCUGAGCGCUGCACUGCAGUAUAAUUCGUCUGUCUACAACAAGACCAUAGAAGUGUCGCUAAGCUUCGCGGUUGAUGAACGCUACCCCUUCCAACGAACGCUGUUCUGGGAAAACAACGGCAGAAGGUUGCAGAAGAAUGUAUCACUGGUGCACGUCUCCCAGCCUUCCACGUCCUUCACCAUUUUGGUAUAUAUUAAGGCUGACAGGCCGUCUCUGAAGGAGCUGGUGUGGGCGAGCGUGAACAUCUCGAUGACUCGGCCUCGAUUCCACGACACACGCACAGUUCCACCCUUGCUGGAGGACGCCCGACUGGAGGCCACUGCUCGGCUUGACUGCAAAGACCAGCAGGGUUGCUCUUCUAAGUCUGACCUCCAGCUCAUCGUUGAACACGAGCCUCUGAUCAUCGGAGGAGGACGACAGGGCCUAAACGUGACGGUGGCCGUGAAGGAGGCCACAGCGUACCAGAUUAUGCUGGAACUGAAGGUGCCAUCCAUGCUGAGCUUUACUCACGCCGUGGGUGCCACCAGCAUACCACACUGCAUCCAUACUGCACCCAGUGCUGAUAACUUUGCAGUGCUGCAGUGUAGCCUCGCUGCAUCUGCCAACCAGGACACGCAGUUAGCGUCGACGCUGUACUUCGACCACUCGCCGGUGGCGCUGCUGGGGGCCAUUGAUGCAGGGCUCGUUUCUGGUUCUUACCUGCCCAUCCACUUGAACGUGUCCAGCGACGUGCCGGACCUCAAGCCCAGCGACAACUACUUCUUCGUCAGGCUCAGUCAUGAGCAGCGGCGCGAGGUCAAACUCACUGGCUCGAGCCGGCCAGAGCAGGUGCGCGUGUUGGUGAACGAGACUCUGAGGGCUGAGCAGCUGUUGAACCCCACGACCUCCAGCGGCUCUCUGAGCGUCGAGAAGCUCGGCCCUCUGGUGGUGCACUCCUACACCAUCAGCAACCGCGGCCCUGCGCCCAUCCUGCAUGACCAGAUUAUCUUGGAGUGGCCGCGCAGCAUACCUGUUGGUCCGAACCUGACGCUCCCGCUGCUGUACAUCACCGAGGAGCCCAGCACCAAAGGCCCUGUAACUUGCCUGCCCGUGCACGCCAAUGAGCUCAACUUCAGCAACAUCCACCACAGCGAUGAAGAAAUUUUGAAUGACGCCUCCUUCUUUGGCGAAGGAGACUUAGAGAUCCAGGCCAACGUCUCGACAACUGUCAACGGUUCCUCGCAAGGUCCAUUCCAACGCAGAAAAAGAAGCAUGGCCCACGAAGACGAUGAAGCGACAGCCAGCGGCCGCAGCGCUAGAAUUGUUGUUCCCAGCAUCAGCUGCGCCUUGAUGGAGUGUUACGUCAUCAAUUGCUCGCUGACGGGCCUCCUGGCGGGGGAGGUGGCGCAGGUCUCGGUCAAGGGCCGCGUCGCGGUCGCCGCCCUGCAGAAGAAGCACCGCAACAUCCUGAUGUCAUCGCAAGCUGAGCUGCAGAGCACCGGCGAUGUUAUCGAGAUCCAGACCUCCGUCACGCUCAUCCCGCCCCCGGUGAGAACGAGCACAACUUGGACAUAA
Hyalella azteca is the source of this 3142-nucleotide messenger RNA. RefSeq names its product integrin alpha-PS1. The coding region runs from base 26 to 3142 and encodes 1038 amino acids. Gene Ontology annotation, biological process: cell adhesion mediated by integrin; integrin-mediated signaling pathway; cell-matrix adhesion. The record is from RefSeq and is a predicted model, not a curated record. Gene Ontology annotation, cellular component: integrin complex; external side of plasma membrane. NCBI's taxonomy places the organism in Eukaryota, Metazoa, Arthropoda, Malacostraca, Amphipoda, Hyalellidae. The transcript has 25 exons. Gene Ontology annotation, molecular function: integrin binding.